Colletotrichum destructivum is the source of this 2409-nucleotide messenger RNA. RefSeq names its product Putative glycoside hydrolase family 18, catalytic domain, glycoside hydrolase superfamily. The record is from RefSeq and is a predicted model, not a curated record. Gene Ontology annotation, biological process: carbohydrate metabolic process; chitin catabolic process. Gene Ontology annotation, molecular function: chitin binding; chitinase activity. Bases 295 to 1551 code for a protein of 418 amino acids. Gene Ontology annotation, cellular component: extracellular region. The transcript is spliced from 4 exons. Lineage: Eukaryota; Fungi; Ascomycota; Sordariomycetes; Glomerellales; Glomerellaceae.
CAACACCCAACAACCUUCCGCCACAGCGGAGUUCCUUUCCCUCGCGACCCAAAGAGGAAAGCUGAGGAAACUUACCCGGCAAUCACUGGAUUCCCGUCUCAGAUCGCUGAUUCGACCGCUUUUCCGACUUGCAACCGUUUCGCUGUCUCGCUUGCAUCUCGGCCCCUUCGUUUCCUUCUUCCACAGUCGUUUCUUCCGUUGAACAAGUCGUUUCUUCUCCUUUCGGCAUCACGACUCACGAAUGACCUCAGAGCCGUCUCUCCUUCUACCACCCGUUUCCAACUUCGUCGAUACAUGAUGAAGCUGCUUCCUGUGGCUAUGGCCGGUCUGCUCACCCUUUUGCAGACCGCUGCCACGGCGUCCUUCGCCGAAGAGUCCGCCGACAGACCAGGCUCCGGCCUCAAAUGUGUCAUGUACCUCACCGGGCAACACCCAACCGUGCCCUCCAAAGAACUCGUCUCUCACGUCACACACGUGGAACUGGCUUUCAUGAACUCGAACACCUUCAAUCAGGAUGUCACCGAGUGGCCCCUUUUCACCACCGUUGACAAAGUCCGAAGCCAAUUUCUGCCAGGCACCAAGGUAAUGGUCGCCAUCGGCGGCUGGGGCGACAUCCAGGGCUUCGACGCGGCCGCCCGCACUCCAGAGUCGCGGAGGAAGUGGGCCAAAAAUGUCGCCAACAUGGUCAAGGCUACCGGUGCUGAUGGAAUCGAUAUGGACUGGGAAUACCCUGGCGGUAAUGGCGAGGAUUACAAGAAUAUCACCAACGAGGAAAAGAAGUGGGAGAUCGACGCCUACCCCCUGCUGCUAGAGGAAGUCCGCAAGCAGCUGCCCAAGGAAAAGCUCAUCUCCGCCGCGACGCCCGGCCUCGAGCGUGAUAUGAUUGCCUUUACCAAGGAGACGGUCCCUCGCAUCGUGCGCAACCUUGACUUCGUCAAUGUCAUGACAUACGAUAUGAUGAACCGCCGAGACAACGUCACGAAGCACCACACAGGCUUGGAACUGUCGAGAAUCGCCGUCAACAACUACAUGGACAGAGGCGUCCCGGCCCACAAGAUCAAUCUCGGCUUCGCCUUCUACACCAAGUAUUUCAACACGACCGAUUGCCCCGAAGGAAAGGAGGUCGGAUGCCCUACGCCCCUGAUGGAGGAUCCUAAAACUGGUAGGGACCUGGGACAGACGGGGGGCUUCAGUUACAGCGAUGCUGUUCCGGACGACAUCAAGGCCUCCUUCGAGAGAGCCCAAAAGGAGGGCAAGUACGACAAGGAGGGCGGUGGCUACUACUACCUUGACCGGGCUAAGAAAUGGUUUUGGACCUAUGACACUCCCGAUGCCAUCCUCCGUAAGUUCCCGGCCCUUGUUGACGACAAGAGAUUAGGCGGAGUCUUUGCCUGGGGCCUGGGUGAGGAUGGCCCCGACUACAACAGCCUUAAGGCCAUCAACAAAGGGUUGGCAGAGCGUAAGGGCAGAGGGGGAGGUGGUGGUCCCUGGGGUCCCUGGGGUCCCUGGGGUCCUUGGGGCCCUGGUCCUCAUGAGGCCGAUGAGCUGUAGGUGAGCCCCGGGCAAAGCUAACAAAGCUUUGCCAUGUCUCCUUUGGCGAAACAUGAACAAUCAACUCACUGUCAGGUUGCGCUUAGUGUCAACCGUGCGCCGGCGAAUGUAGCUUGAAGGGUUGGGUUGAUGAAUCGAAGAGUUGACAAGGAUUGGGAAGCUUGGGGGCUGUUAUGAUAUGGAAACAGGACUGUUUUAAGGGACAGGUGAUCUAGCUUAUUCCAGGCAUAUUUAGCUUGCACCUUAUUUUCCCUUCCCCCCCCCCCUGCUAUGGUGAUCUGCUGUAGUGAUCUGCUUUGUCAUUUUGGUUAAGGGCCCUCCGCCGGGAUCGCCUCGGGGGUCUUGGAUCGGUUGGCGAUAUCUAUGUGUCUGUUUUGCUGGUCAGGAGUCAUCGUAGCCCGAAAUGUUGGCAGAUUGGCCAUGUGGUGCCGAGGCGGGAGACCAGAGACACGACGGCUUCUGCAGAGGCCAUUUCCUGCGGGUUCUGGCAUGCGUGACAUGGCCAUGACCGUGACCACAGACCUCUCGUAGACCUGCAACUAAGGCAAGGCGGCGCAUGUCGUCGAGAAAAGGCCUACGGCACUACGCUAGCGCUGUCUACGCGAACUACUAUGUACAGUAAUCGUGCCGCUAGGUCAUUGUCACCAAUGGACAGGAUCGCUCUCGACUAGUCCCCGUGCUCAGACGCGCGCAGUUGUAUGGUUCGACCUCGAAUCAUCGAUUCGUCUUGUUGGUCAACAUGCCUCGGAGCGGCCUCGUCCCGUUCGAACAUUGCACACUCCACACUUGCGUCAUGUGGAAUGAUGGACGCCAUCUGACCAGCUAAUAACCUCCCCCCCGGGCGUCGGUCGUCGCUCC